CAUCUCGUCCAUGGCACUCACCUCACCACACACCCACAGCCGCCGCCAUGGAGCAGGUCUCGUGCUUCGCCGCCGCCGCCGCCGUCGUCGUCGUGGUUCUCUUGCUCGCCCGCAUGCUCCUCGCGCCGCGCGGGGAGUGGGACGGGCUGAACCUGCCGCCCAGCCCGCCGCGGCUGCCGUUCAUCGGCAGCUUCCACCUCCUCCGCCGCAGCCCGCUCGUCCACCGCGCGCUGGCCGACGUCGCGCGGCAGCUCGGCUCGCCGCCGCUCAUGUACAUGAGGAUCGGCGAGCUCCCGGCCAUCGUCGUGUCGUCCGCCGACGCGGCGCGCGAGGUCAUGAAGACGCACGACAUCAAGUUCGCGUCGCGGCCGUGGCCGCCGACCAUCCGGAAGCUGCGCGCGCAGGGGAAGGGCAUCUUCUUCGAGCCCUACGGCGCGCUGUGGCGCCAGCUCCGCAAGAUCUGCAUCGUCAAGCUGCUCAGCGUCCGCCGCGUCAGCUCGUUCCACGGCGUCCGCGAGGAGGAGGCCGGCCGCCUCGUCGCCGCCGUCGCCGCGACGCCGCCGGGACAGGCCGUGAACCUGACCGAGCGGAUCGAGGUGGUCAUCGCGGACACGACGAUGCGCCCCAUGAUCGGGGAGAGGUUCGAGAGGCGUGAGGACUUCCUCGAGCUCCUCCCGGAGAUCGUCAAGAUCGCCUCCGGGUUCAGCCUCGACGACCUGUUCCCGUCGUCGUGGCUCGCCUGCGCCAUCGGCGGCUCGCAGCGCCGCGGCGAGGCGAGCCACCGGACAUCCUACGAGCUGGUGGACAGCGCCUUCCGCCAGCGGCAGCAGCAAAGGGAGGCCAUGGCCGCGUCGCCGCCUGACAUCGCCAAGGAGGAGGAGGAUGAUUUGAUGGAUGAGCUCAUCAGGAUACACAAGGAAGGUAGCCUCGAGGUGCCUCUUACUGCUGGCAACUUGAAAGCCGUCAUCCUAGAUCUCUUUGGUGCUGGAAGCGAGACAUCCUCGGAUGCGCUCCAAUGGGCAAUGUCAGAGCUGAUGAGAAACCCAAGAGUGAUGGAGAAAGCACAAAACGAGGUUCAAAGCAUCCUCAAAGGGAAGCCAUCGGUGACCGAAGCCGACGUAGCCAACCUAAAGUAUCUGAAAAUGAUUGUCAAGGAGACUCAUAGGCUACACCCGGUGUUGCCGUUGCUCAUCCCAAGGGAGUGCCAGCAAACUUGCCAGAUCAUGGGGUAUGAUGUGCCCCAAGGUAGUGUCAUAUUUAUAAACUCGUGGGCGAUAAUGAGGGACCCCAAGCAUUGGGAUGAUGCCGAGACUUUCAAACCGGAGCGGUUUGAGGAUGGUGAGAUCGACCUCAAGGGUACAAACUAUGAGUUCACACCAUUUGGGGCUGGACGUAGGAUCUGCCCUGGCUUGGCAUUAGCCCAGGCCAGCAUAGAGUUCAUGCUCGCCACUCUGCUCUACCACUUCGACUGGGAGCUCCCUAACAGGGCUGCACCGGAGGAGCUGGACAUGACUGAGGAGAUGGGCAUCACCAUCCGAAGGAAGAAGGAUCUCUACUUGCUCCCAACUCUCCGUGUGCCUCUUACCGCAUAGCACCUUCCGUCCUUGAUGUGUGCAAUCAGUAUGUGUGCUUGUGAUGCCUCUACAUGAGGUCGCACAAGUUGUACCUCGCUGCUCGUUUCGGCUUUAAUAAACCGACAGAAAUCUCCUUAUUCUAUGUUUGGCUUUCUUAA
Oryza sativa Japonica Group (Japanese rice) is the source of this 1732-nucleotide messenger RNA. RefSeq names its product desmethyl-deoxy-podophyllotoxin synthase. Gene Ontology annotation, molecular function: heme binding; iron ion binding; oxidoreductase activity, acting on paired donors, with incorporation or reduction of molecular oxygen. The record is from RefSeq and is a predicted model, not a curated record. NCBI's taxonomy places the organism in Eukaryota, Viridiplantae, Streptophyta, Magnoliopsida, Poales, Poaceae.